GUUUAUUUUUGUUAUUCACAUAUUAUUAGAUACUUUUUGAUGUUUUGUCUAUGGCUUAUUUUAAAUUUUAAAUUUAAUUUCAUUAUUCGCAUUAGAAAUGUAAAUAUUUAUUAUUUUAAUUUUGAUAUAUAUUUUUAUUAUAUUUAGUUCUUAAUUUUUCUAAUUUAUAUAUAUAAUUAUAUUUUUAAACAAUUAAAAUAUCGACUCUUACUCUCUGGCUUCGAUUUAUGUUAAUGUAAUGUUUUAUGAUAUAUUUGUGUUAAUAUAUUUGUUCAAUUAGUUUAUAUUUGAUAUAUAUAUUACAUGUCUGUUUGAGUAACCCGUAAAAAAUAUAUUCAUUAAACUAUCAAUAGUAACAUGUUUCAUCAUAUAAUUUCUAUUAAUAUUUAUUUUAUAAUAUAUAUUUAUAUAUAUUUUAAAACUCUAACUAUAAGAAUUAUAUUUUUAUGUAUUUGGUGAGGGUUUUGAACAAAUUUUUUUUUUUUGCAUUUGAAUUAAUAUAUAGUUGUAUAUAUACGAAUGAAUAGACAUAUAUUUUUUUGCAUUUUAAAACAUGCUUCUGUUUUAAUAGUAUUGAUAGUUGUAUUCAAAUACGCAGCUGACAUGGAAAAUAAAAAAUCACUACGUAAAACCCUACAAAAUAGUAGAAAAUUGGGAAAACAACCAUUUAAAUCCCGAACUUUCAAAAAUAAGCUAAACAAAGCUCCAACUUCUAAGCAAGCCAAAUAAAUUCUACACUUUUGUAAAAAAUUCCAAAUUAAUCCUAAACUUUUAUUGAUUAAGCCUUUUUAGUCAUGUAGAAGUCAAACGUUAAUUAGACGUUUACGUAGUAAAACGGUUCAUUUUGAUGAUUCAUUAAAAGUAGGAAUUUUUCUCGAGUUGUGAACCCUAAUUCCCAUAACGAACUAAAUCCUGUAAAAUUUCCAGUGAUUGCAGAGAGAAAGAAGGUGAAGAUCUUGAGGACUUGAAAAUAUUGAUGAUGCAGAGGAAUAAGCUUGUAACGAGACGAGCUAAAACGCACUGUGAGGAUGGACAUGAUCAAUGUGACACGUCACUGGCCAUGCCAGCUAAGUGAGGGAAAAUAACAAGAAGUACAAAAACAGAGUAUGCUUUCACUUGGAGAAUUAUCCAAGAAAAUAGAUCGUGAGUUUGUUAGAGUUUUGUUCAUUUUUUUUUAUUUUUUGGUCAAAUUUUUGUUCAUUUUUAUAGAGAUAAGGAUACUACUUAGAGAUAAACAUAACUUGUAUAAUAAGAUUAUCCAUGUUAUAUAAGUCCCCGUUGUAUUAGGACUUCAUACGAUGUAUAUAUACGCUGCUUAGCACAUGAAUACAAACAACACUUCUAUAUUAUUUCAUGGUAUUCUUGAUACUCUUUAAUGGAGUUCUCUCAUUGUGUUUGAGUUGAUUCUUAGUAUAUACUCUUGAGAAGUGUGAGAAAUGAUAUUUCGUAUCAUGAACGUUAUUCCAUUAUUGUGUUGUUGAAGCUUUCAUACGGAUUUACCGUAUCAGAAAUUCACGAGCCUUAUUUUAACCCAUGGUGAAAAGGAAAAAGAAAUAUUUCUGCAAUUAAAGAUUGCAGUCCACGAAGAAGGGAAGAACUCUUAAUUUUAUCGAGUCACCAAAACUCACCGUUUUUACUAUUUAACAGAUAUAAACGUCUAAUUAACGUUUGACUUGUACAUGACUAAAAAGGCUGAGUCAAUAGAAGUUUAGGAUUAAUUCGGAAUUUUCAAAAAAUUUAGUAUUUAUUUGACUUGCUUAAAAGUUGGAAAUUUGUUUAGCUUAUUUUUGAAAGUUUAGAAUUUAAAUGGCUAUUUUCCGUAGAAAUUUAGAAGACUUCGGAUAGUAAAGUUGCACGCAAUAAUAAUAAAUAACUAUUUGGCCGUCCAUAAAAGUAUUUAGACUUUGAAAAGUAUAACUAGAUGAAUAUUUAAACCUUGAAGGCCAUCUCCACGACUCCAUCCCGUCAAUUACUUUCUGCGUCUUGCCUUCAAAUAUCUAUAGUUUAUUUUCGAAUAAACUAUAUAUAAAGGACUGCAAGAUUCAUGACUACCAGAAAAUCCCAACAUAGACCAAACUAUCUUUUGUUAGUUCCUAAAGCCAAAUAGGCAAAUUCAACGAUACCUAUCCAACCUAUGAGCCCACUUCAAAAUCUUUUUCUUAUAUACUUUAUUAAAAUAGAGAGAAACAGUUAUGAACCGAUCCUCUAAGGUAUUAUUGGGAUACCAAUAUUUUCGUAACAGAAUAUUCCCUUUAUGCAAGCUUUUGAUCACCUUUUUUUUUUGUCAAGUCUUAUUGAUCACCGUAAGAUAAAUUAUUGAACAACACUCAAUAUGUAUUGUAAGUUUUAUUUGAAAUCAAUAACACAAUCUGAGAGCAAGAAAUUCCUACUUUAUCAUUCAUGGUACCACAGCCAAUGUUUGGCCUGUAAAAUUGAUCUAAAUUAAUGCCAACCACUUUUCUUAGCAUGACUAGCAUCAAUUACAAGAAUACCGUUAAACAACACGUAGCAUCCGCAAUUGAUGUGUAGACAAGUUGACACACUUAUCAAAUCCCUUCCUAAUUUAAAAUCGCCCCCAUUAAAAAAGGUGUCUAGAAAGAAAAUAUUAAAAAAAAAACUGGCAAGAAACAGAAAAGAAAGCCAUUCUUUUUUUGUCAACAAAGCAAGUCAUUCAAUAAAAGAAAACAAUUUAAAGAAAUAAAGUCUAAAAGAAAUAAAAGAACGACUUAAAAUUUGUGUAAAUAAAAACAUAGUAGUAUAUUUUUUGUAAUUUUCUUAAUCUAUAUAAAAUAUGUCGAUACUUUUUGCGAAAAUAAAUGGGUACCAUUAUAACUAUUAUAGAUACAUUUCUCACUAAUUAUCAUUCAUAUAUUAAUUUAUUUAUCAACACUUGGUAAUCAACACUUGGUGAUUAACUAUCUAAAAUUCUCUCUCCUCCCAUUUUUCUCUCUAGACUCAAACUCACUCGCCUUCUGUUUGCUCCGGCUCCGGCAGCGCGUGAGCGCUCAAUCCGGCGUCGGAGGCUUCACCUUCGCUUUUCUUAGCUCUUCUGUCUGCUGUCUCUCCGACUAUGGUGCUCACCUCCGAUAUGCUCGAUUUUCUGGGUUAGGGUUUGGCUCCGGGGUCUGCUCCGCUCGAGAGGAGUUCGACUCCGACGGCUUCUCUGCUUUCUCUGGACUCUCGGUGAGGAGGGUGAGCGGUGGUUCGUGGACGCAGUCGGCUUUUUGGGUUCAAGAUUGAGGUCGGUUUUCAAUUCUAGAUCUCGAUUUGUUUCCUUUGCGCUUGUGGAAGAAGGACGGUUUGCUUCUCUUUGGUUUCGGUAGUUCUCUGCCUCGGUCCUUAGAGUUUCAAGCGGCUACGGAGGGUGAUUCUCGGUUCUUGGCGGCGUCGUCAAUCACCGGUCUCUCAUCUCUUUAGUCAAAGCGCGUGCCGGUGGAUUUCAUUACCACGGUGACGAGUCUUGAGCGAUGAGUAUGCAGGCGGUGAUGGUGCUCUCUCUCUGUUGUGGCUCGUGAAGGUCUUGUGAGAGGAGUCAAGGGGUAGUCGUCUAUGGCUCCCCGAUGCCCUCUUGCAAUGCCUCAGCGCUUUCAGUUCUCCUCUACUUGUCUCCUUGGUUUGUGUUUCUCUUAAGGCGACGGCCUUCGAAGAGAAUGCCUCUGUUUUAGAUUGGUGUUACAUCUCUGUCGGUACCGGAGGUGGAUUUAGCAGCACAGAUAUUAGCUUCUCGGUUCUCGACAGCUUCAGGCGUAGUGGCGGUUCUCAUCAGUCAUUGGCCGUCAUGGUGCCACGCUUGGUCACGCUCACAUCCCAGCACCACCUUUGGUUUCGCUUGGACUUUGGUGGUGGUGUGCGUGUCAUAAUUGUGCAGGUUUGGGGCCUCAGGUCAAGGAGUAGCAGGGUUUACAACCCGUUUCUUGCAGGUUCGGAGUGGCAUUAGCGUGUGUAUUGUUCGGUCUCGCGUUUCUCUUCAGGUACGGGUCUCUCGGACCACUCGCUUAUUGUUUGCUCGCGCUUCAUUGAAGGAUGAUAUUGCAAGAGAGACAAGAUCAUCGGAAGCUAGCUACACUGGAAAUGACCCGGGAAGACCCCGGCAUCCGUGGCAACACGGAGAAUCUCUCUUUCCCGUGGGUUAAGUUGAUGGUGAGAACGGUUUUCGAUGCCUGAUGAUUAUGAAUUCGAACUAGCAGAACGCGCCGGGGACAUGGGUCGAGCGAAACUAGCUAGAAGUUGUUUGAUUUUGGUAUUUUGUUCGAGUCGAAUCUUGUAAUCGAAUCUUAAUGCCCGUUCUCGGGAAGAAAUUAUAAUAUUUCAUUUAAAAAAAAGAAAAAAAAAAUUAAAUAUCUAUACAGAGAGACAUAAAAAUACAAUAUAGCCGUGAUCAGAGAAAUACCCAUCUCUGCAACAUCAUUUCCCAAUCCACUUGGAAACAAAAUCGUAUCCGUCACAAAGAAAAGAAAGAAAAAAAAACAUAUUUGGGUUACUUGAGCCAUGUGUAUUAAAUUGAUUUACAUGCUGGGGAUGUUGAUUUAAAAGGGUCUAGAAAUGAGCGGCGGCAGCGGUGGUCCAAAGGCGCAGGAGGGUGAGUUGUUUGUGGCAGUGGCCGUGAAGGGUAUGAUCGGAGAUAAAUUGGGCGGCGGUGGAAGCCGCCGCGCAGUACGGUGGGCCGUGGAUAAUCUCUUACCUAAGGCUGAUAGAUUUGUGAUGAUUCACGUCAUCCCCACAAUUACUACUAUCCCUACCCCUACCGGAGAGAGAUUACCGCUGAAGGAAGUGGAGGAGAGGUUGGUGGAAAUGUAUGUGAGAGAAGUGAAACAAGAACAUGAAUCAGUCUUUGUUCCCUUCUUGAAAAUGUGCAAGAGGAGUAGUCGCAGCAAGGUAGAAACUCUGUUGCUAGAGUAUGAUGAUCCUGCAAAAGCGCUUCUGCGAUUCAUCUUCAAAUCAGGAGUUAACAGUUUGGUUAUGGGAUCAUUCACGCCAAGCAUGUUCACACGGAUAACAAAAGGCCCAGGAGUACCGUUGACUGUCUUAAGAUACGCUCCAGAAACAUGUGAAGUAUACAUUGUGUGCAAAGACAGGAUCACUACAAAAUCUAUGAAUCCGUUAAUCAACGCAGGGCCGUCCACAGGACCAAAAGCAGCUGCGUCCGCCCGCGGUUACCUGAAAGACGGGGCGGCUAGCUUCCACACUGUACAGUCUCAAAAUUUGUCUGAUCAUCGAGAAACCAUAGAGCCAGGCACGAGGAGGUCAGUAUCGGCUAAAGAGCUGAGAUCAACAGUUUAUAGUCAACUCAAAACACCUCCAAGUAGUAAGGAUACUAGUACAAAAGUUUCAGAGAUUGUAAGGCGGCGUGGAGCAUCAGAUAUCCCACACCUAAAUUACUUGGAGUUUGAUCAAACAACCCAACCCCAACCUAAUCUUGAGAACAUCGACGAAGGACCACCUGCAACAUCUAAAAAAGCAAAGAAGGUUGACAUUGAAGCAGAGGUCAAUCGUUUGAAGAAAGAGUUAGAAAAUACGGUCACUAAAUACAAACAAACUUGUGAACAGCUAACUUCCACCAAAUACAAGGUUCAGGUGCUAGCGCGGGAAUGUUCGGAAGACGCACAAAGAAUGAACAGUGCCGUGGAGAAAGAAGAGUUGCAGAGAAAAACGGCGGUGCUGGAGAAAGAGCGGUACAUGAAGGCUGUUAAAGAGGUAGAAACAGCGAAAGCGUUGCUUGCGAGGGAGUUUUGUCAGCGACAAAUCGCGCAGGUAAAUGCUUUAAGGACUUACUUGGAGAAGAAGAAAGUGAUCGAUCAGCUUUUAGGAACCGAUCAACGGUACAGGAAGUACACAGUCGGGGAGAUAAUAACAGCCACCGAAGGAUUCUCCCCAGAGAAAGUGAUCGGAGAAGGAGGAUACGGAAAAGUUUACCACUGUAGUCUUGAUAGUACUCCGGCUGCUGUUAAGGCUGUCAGGCUAGAUACGCCGGAGAAGAAACAAGAGUUUUUGAAAGAGGUUGAGGUUCUAAGCCAGCUCCGACACCCACACCUGGUUCUUCUCCUCGGAGCUUGUCCGGAGAAUGGUUGUCUGGUUUAUGAGUAUUUGGAAAAUGGAAGCCUCGAGGAAUAUAUAUUUCACCAAAAAAAUAAACCGCCUCUGCCUUGGUUUAUCCGGUUUAGGGUGGUUUUCGAGGUAGCUUGUGGUUUAGCCUUCUUACACAGCUCUAAACCGGAACCAAUUGUACACCGCGACCUAAAACCGGGAAACAUCUUGUUAAACCGGAACUAUGUGAGUAAAAUCGCAGACGUCGGUUUAGCUAAGCUGGUUACGGAUGUUGCACCAGAUAAUAUCACAACCUAUCGACACUCACUUCUUGCUGGUACAUUGCAUUACAUUGACCCAGAGUACCAUCGAACCGGAACGAUUAGACCAAAAUCUGAUCUCUACGCGUUUGGGAUAAUCAUUCUUCAGUUGUUGACGGCUCGUAAGCCCAACGGGCUUGUACACGCAGUUGAAAAUGCUGUACAGAAAGGAACAUUAACCGAAAUGCUAGACAAGUCUGUUACGGAUUGGCCUUUGGCAGAAACCGAGGAAUUGGCACGGAUUGGUUUAAAGUGUGCGGAGUUUCGGUGCCGAGAUAGACCGGAUCUUAAAGAAGAGGUUAUACCCGUUUUGAAACGGCUUGUAGAGACUGCAAACUCAAAAAUAAAGAAAGAACAAUGCAACGUGCGUGCACCAAGUCAUUACUUUUGUCCUAUCUUACGAGAGCUAAUGGAGGAACCAGAGAUUGCAGCUGAUGGAUUCACGUACGAGAAGAAAGCGAUCUUAGCCUGGUUUGAGAAACACAAUGUUUCACCAGUGACUCGACAAAAGCUCGACCACUUCAAGCUGACACCGAACAAUACACUCCGGUCUGCGAUUCGCGAUUGGAAAUCAAGAGUCCGGUUUUCUAAUGCCUUUAUUGAUGCAUCAUGUUGAUUCGUUAUUGGGGAUUUUUUCUACAACAUUUUCAUUCGGAGUUGUAAUUUCUUUUUGCCGUAUAUGCAUGUAACUAUAUAUGGUGGUGUAAAGUUUUAUGUGGUGGACAAAAAAAAGAAGGGGGUUAUGCGGUUUGGUUUAUCUUUUGUAAACUAAUAAAAAUCAAAAAUACAGUAGAAGAUUGCUGUAAAUUUUCUGGUUACUGUAAUAAAUCAGACCUGUAUGCAUAUAGUUGUAGCAGUUAAGUUAUUUUGUAAAUGUGGUAUCCAGAGCCCCUUGGGAGAAGCAGAUGAAGCACAUGCUUCUAGCCGAUUUGUAAUAAUAUAAAUAUCGGCACAACUUCAGAGAAAAUGUCUGUAGCGUGGCUCAUUUCUUAGGUAAUAGGUUUUGUAUUACCAGUAGGGAUGUUGUCGUGGGCUCAUUUCUAAAGGGUUAGCCCGGCCCGCAUGAAAAUUUAUAACCCUAAACCCAUAUUUUUUAAUGUGGGUUAAGAAUGGGCCGCCUAAUUUUACUCUAAGGUACCAAUAGGGUUAAUUAUUUCUCUAUCUCUCUUUCAGUCAUCGACAUCGAAAUCAAAAUCAAAGAUCGUUCUGAAUCAAAAUCAAAGGUUCUGGGUUUGUUCUAAAUCGAAAUCAAAGGCGAGGGGUUUGUCCAAAAUCGAAAUCGAAGGCCAUAUGUUCUUAUGAAGAAAAUGAAAUCGAAGGCUAGGAGUUUGUUCUGAAUCGAAAUCGAUGGCCCAUCUCACAUGAAUCUUCUGAAAACGAAAACGAAAACGAAAUCAAAGGCUGCAGCAUGGAUUCACAAACUGUACAAAGAAUGGCAAUUCUUGAG
Messenger RNA from Brassica rapa (field mustard), 7791 nucleotides. RefSeq names its product U-box domain-containing protein 34. The record is from RefSeq and is a predicted model, not a curated record. Gene Ontology annotation, biological process: protein phosphorylation; protein ubiquitination. Gene Ontology annotation, molecular function: ATP binding; DNA binding; protein kinase activity. Lineage: Eukaryota; Viridiplantae; Streptophyta; Magnoliopsida; Brassicales; Brassicaceae.